Molecule: messenger RNA, 1124 nt
Organism: Eremomyces bilateralis CBS 781.70
Lineage: Eukaryota; Fungi; Ascomycota; Dothideomycetes; Eremomycetales; Eremomycetaceae
Product: Metallo-dependent phosphatase
Exons: 1
Coding region: 52-936 (294 amino acids)
Molecular function (GO): hydrolase activity
Source: RefSeq, a predicted model, not a curated record
ACUGAGCCUUUCCAAUAUUCUUUUCUCCCUUUACUUUACAAGUCUCUCAUCAUGCUAAAUAUAAACCAAUCACGAACACUAAGGCGAACGCUAAUAAGGCUCCGUCCCUACGACCUGGAGGACUUGAUCCGCUCCCCAACCACCUACCUCGCCAGAAAAUUCCAUGGUAUCCGACGCGUUAUUCCUGCACAGUCACCUUCACCCAUCUCAAUAAUCUGCAUUUCGGACACCCACGGCCAACAACCUGACAUUCCACUGGGAGACGUCCUAAUCCACGCCGGCGAUCUCACACAUCGCGGGACAUUAAAAGAGAUCCAAGCGUGCUUCGACUGGCUGAAGGCGCAACCUCAUCAGCACAAGAUCGUGAUCGGAGGUAACCAUGACGUAUUCCUCGACCCGGAAAUCCGGUCCUAUUCCAAGACGGUGCAGACGUUGGAUACGUCCGGAUUGAUUUAUUUGCAAAACGGGUCGGCUACCAUCGAAUGCGCCGAUGGACGCACGCUGAAGGUAUUCGGCAGCCCGAUGAGCCCGAAGUUUUACGGGUACACGGCAUUCCAAUACCCCCGUGAGGAGAACGUUUGGGAGAACCAGAUACCAGACGAUGUAGACAUUCUGGUCACGCAUGGUCCGCCUUUGGGAUACCGGGACCGCUCGUUCGGCUGCGCAUUCCUCUCGCAAGAGGUCUGGCGAACGAAGCCGAAAUUACACGUCUUUGGCCAUAUUCACGAAGCUAAUGGCCAGCAACUGGUUGCUUAUGAUGACGUGGAGCGGGCGUAUAUGGCUGUAGUGGCGCGGAAAGAGGGACUAUUCGCCCUCUUACAUUUCGUUUAUCUGUUUUUUGUUUCUUUCUUCCACACACCUGUUCGAUCUCAUACGCAGGUUGUUAAUGCUGCGAUGCGUACAAAGAACACUACUCCGAUAAAGGUGCAAAUAUAACCUAAAGAGCUUGGAAAAUCAUGCACUAGCGGAAAGAUGCGGCAAUGCCACCGCGGCUAUCGAGGAAUGAUGUGGUAUAUAUAUAUAUACUUAGAUGAUAGACCAUCAGAGCAGACUUACAGCUCGUGGCGUAUCAUUCACAGCAGGAGGAAAUGGCUGAUGUACGGGUUCUUCCCGAACGAAAUCAU